Molecule: messenger RNA, 2946 nt
Organism: Plectropomus leopardus (leopard coralgrouper)
Lineage: Eukaryota; Metazoa; Chordata; Actinopteri; Perciformes; Serranidae
Product: fibroblast growth factor receptor-like 1
Cellular component (GO): plasma membrane
Molecular function (GO): fibroblast growth factor receptor activity; fibroblast growth factor binding
Source: RefSeq, a predicted model, not a curated record
GCUCUGUGCGCACACUGGAAAAGUCACUUGGUGGACGAAGCGGACUACACAGACAGGACUGCACAGAGUUUUUAAAAAACUGGCGCACAACAUGAGAGUUUUAUUGUAAUUUACAGAAGUUUCCGGUUUUAUUUCGUGUUUUAAUACGUUAUUUUAUCGCAGAGACGCGCGCGUGCUGGUCCGUUAGAGGUCGGUGAAAAGUCGACCACUGUCACUCCUGAUUCAUGGACUCAACACGGACUUUAGCUAAAAGUGUUUCUGUCAAGAGGCUGACACAAGGUUGACUCCAUUCAUUGAAUAUCCAGAUUUAGGGGACAUGAAGUUGUCUUUGGACAGUAUGGGCAUCCUGAAGAUUGUGCUCUUCAUCUUUGAGGCUGUUUUACUGACCGACUGUGCAAGAGGACCUCCACGAGUGUCUGAGAAGGUUGCUCACAGACAAUCAGCUCGGCUCGGCAGCGCCAUUAAGCUGCCAUGUCCAGUGGAAGGAGACCCUCCACCCCUCAUAAUGUGGACCAAAGAUGGGCGCAACAUCCACAGCGGCUGGAUCCGUUUCCGUAUCCUCCGCAUGGGCCUGAAGAUCAAGGAGGUGGAGGCAGAUGACACGGGGACCUACAUCUGUAAAGCAACCAACGGCUUUGGCAGCGUCAACAUCAACUAUACCCUCAUCGUCAUCGAUGACUCAGGUUCUGAUAAAGCUGGGCCGCCGCCGGCUGAUGGAGUGGAGUCUGAGCUGGGCACUGAUGGCUUGUCAGAAAAACUUGUGCGUCCCCGCUUCACCCAGCCCGCUAAGAUGAGAAAACGGGUCAUAGCUCGCCCCGUUGGCAGCUCAGUGCGGCUCAAAUGCACGGCCAGUGGAAAUCCUCGACCAGACAUUGUGUGGCUGAAGGACGACAGACCGCUGACGGAGCAGGAGGUCGGGGAGGGCCGCCAGAAGAAGUGGACUCUGAGUCUGAAGAACCUGACGCCGGAGCACAGCGGCAGAUACACCUGCAGGGUCUCCAAUCGGGCUGGGGAAAUCAACGCCACGUAUAAGGUUGAGGUCAUACAGAGGACAAACUCCAAGCCUAUUUUGACUGGCACUCACCCGGUCAACACGACGGUGGACUAUGGAGGCACCACGUCGUUCCAGUGCAAAGUGAGGAGUGACGUUAAGCCGGUCAUUCAGUGGCUCAAACGCGUGGAGUCUAAUGAGGAGAGCCGCUACAACUCCACCAUCGAGGUGGGAGACCACCGGUUUGUGGUGCUGCCCACGGGGGAGGUGUGGUCACGACCCGACGGCUCCUACCUCAACAAGCUGCUCAUUACCCGCGCCAAGGAGGAGGACGCUGGCAUGUACAUCUGCUUAGGCGCCAACACCAUGGGCUACAGCUUCCGCAGCGCCUUCCUCACUGUGCUGCCAGGUGAGGCCUGGGACACGAAGCCUCCCAUCACGCCCAUGUUCUCGCCAGCCUCCAGCUCCCUCCCCUGGCCUGUCAUCAUCGGCAUCCCGGCUGGAAUCGUGUUCAUCUUUGGCACAGUGCUUCUGUGGUUCUGCCAGAGCAGGAAGCACUGUCCCCCUCCCAGCGCUCCAGCUGCGGCUGCGCAGGUACUACACACCUCCCACCGACUGCCAUAUCGAGAGCGGGACAGGGGCUGCAUCGCUCCGUCCUCCAGCUCCUCUAGCCCGGAGAAAGACUGCAUGAGCUCCAUGAACUAUGAGGAGUACCUGGCGCAGCAGCAGCUCCUCCUCACACAGGGAGGACCAACAAUCCCCCCGAAAAUCUACCCCAAAAUCUACACUGACAUUCACACACACACUCACUCCCACGUGGACGGGAAAGUACACCAGCAUCAACACAUUCAUUUUCAGUGUUAGCCUUUAGUGCCAAAUAUAACCAGUAUCUCAGAGGGACAACGAGCUGCGGACUGGACAGCAGCUCCUGGCAUUAAAGACUCUUCUCCAAGACUGAUGGGAGAGGGAGCACGUGGGGAAAAACAGUGGCCAGUUAUUACAUCCAAACUUCCGUAUUUGGUGCUUUAUUUUUUUUACCUGUCAGAUUCUCACACCACUAAAAUCCAUUAAUCCUUGUUGUGCACUUAAGAAGGACAAGGACUUUUUGCGUGUGAGUUGAAUCGCAGCUAUUCAGGCCAGCUGAAUCCUCAGCAGCUGAGUUUUGCAUUUUCCUACUUGAGCUGAAAAUGGACGUUAGGUUUUCCCUUUCACGUAUUCAGCUGUCGGAGCGCAGAGACUCCGUUCGUUCUGCCUGGUAAUGAAGAUGAAAAAGAUUUACAAAAGGGGCUGGUUUUGUGCCCUACUCAGGUAGUCCUUUUGUUUGUUAAAGAUGCAUCAUUUUUAAAAUGCUGACCACUAUCCUUUGUAUUACCUUUCUCCAUCCCUCACGGUUGCUCUCUGGUAAAAAAAAAAAAAAAAAAAAAAAAAGUGAUAGAGUAGAAGAUUUUACAGCCUUUUUAUGGCACGCAAACCUUGCCUGAGACUGCAAGGGAUGGAUGAAUUGUGUUUCCAUGUGAACUGAAUUGGUCUUCAUUAUCAUUUCGACUUUUCUCAUCGUAGUUUCCCAUCAUCAGUCAGUAGCAUGUUGAAAUAAACCAGCAGAGGAACCACACUUUAUGAAGCUGUAGUCAUUUAUAAUCAAGUUGAGUCAUGAAUAUUUAAUUUAUUUUGCUAAAAAAAAUGUAUCAAAAGUUUAUUUUUCAGAGUAAGGCGUUUUACAUAUCUAUGUAAUGUUAUUAAAGUAUACUGUUGUCGUUGUUGUUGUUGUUGUGUAUAGUACAUUUUGAGUACUGUGUCACCCAGUUUAUACACAUUUAGUUCAUGCCAAUAUUUAGGUAUUUCUGUAUGUAAUUGGUUGUAUUUGACAAUCUUGUAUGAUGUAUUCUGUUCAAAGCUCAAAAACUAAAUCAUCUGAAGUUUGAUGGUUUGGUAGUUUGAUUAAAUGACCUUAACCC